Sabethes cyaneus is the source of this 1837-nucleotide messenger RNA. RefSeq lists its product as uncharacterized. Gene Ontology annotation, molecular function: protein binding. The record is from RefSeq and is a predicted model, not a curated record. NCBI's taxonomy places the organism in Eukaryota, Metazoa, Arthropoda, Insecta, Diptera, Culicidae. The transcript is spliced from 5 exons. Bases 188 to 1837 code for a protein of 549 amino acids.
UCUUAUCGGCCACAAGUGGCCGUGAAUAGCCUUAAAGCAUUUAUUAAAAGUUGUGAUAAUUGUUGUUUACAUUAUUAUUCAAAAUUUGUCGAAUAAGACAAAUUUAAUGAUAUUAAGAGGUAACUAAGAGCCUAUAGGAGCAGCUCCCAUAACCGUCCUCGCAACUGCAGAGAAGACAGCAUUUGCAAUGGAUAAUAUCAAUCACCUUCCACCAGAAAUCUUAGAACGCAUUUUCAGCUCCCUCAACUUUACCGAACGAAAAAGCGCUGGCGGAGUUUGCAGUUACUGGCGUAGCGUCUUGCAUAAUGUGCGAUUCCAGCGGCGGUGUCGUAUAUCUCUUAGCGAUACGUUUGACCAGGAGCUAUCAGAGUUAGAACUGAGAGCAGUACGAAGCUAUCACAAUAUAAAACUGUUGCACUGGGCGGAGUGGUUUGAUGAUGAUGAUUAUGAUGACGAUUACGACUAUGUCGAAGAGGAAGGCGAUGAACCACGCAAAAAUGAGGAUAUAAUCCAUCUGAAAUAUCUCUUCGAGCCAAGCCCAGAGGUCAAUAUCAAUAAGAUCUUGCUUGGGCAUUCAGAGCUUAAAGCUCUAUCAUUGUGCAGUACUAUCGAUUGUUCCCGAGAAAUACUUGAAAACCUAAUACCCGACAUGAGAAACCUCCGAGAACUUCAACUUACUUUUUGUCAAGAUAGCGACUCGUCGCCACAUGAGAGUGUGUGGGUUAUCCGUAACGACAAACUCGAAACACUCAAAAUCAAUAUAAUGACUGACAAACCAUUCGAAGUGCAGUUUCCGUGUUUGAAAAAACUAGAAUUUUUGUCCAAUUCUUAUAGUUUCCGCAUGAUUGACACGUACUGCUGGCAGUUACAAUGUUUGAGGAUUCAUUUUCAAAAUCCAGAAACGAUGGACGAUAUGAUGUCCUUAUCAUUUCCUAAGUUGACUCACCUAGAGGUACACAUGUACGAUGAUAAACAGGUCAAGGUUGAAUAUGCUCGAACUCGAAACGUAUUUGUGGAUAAAGAGAAGGAAGAAAAUUUUGUCAAAUCUAUGCCAAAUUUAAAAUCUAUAACGUUUGAAAGUAAUUUGAUGUUCUAUCGCAUAGCAACGGCUCUCGCCGAAUACAGCCACCAGUUAGAGGAACUAACUGUGAGCUGCUUAGAAAUUGAUGCUGUUCAACUACAAUCGUUUCGGAAAUUACCAAAACUGAAGACUAUUAUUUUGAAAUUUACAAAAAUUAUAUCUUUAACUCAGGCGUUACCAAAGCUAGACAUGCCACAGCUCCACAAUCUGUCACUGUUGCACAAAAGCUCGAAUGUUGCAUUCGACAGUGGACUCGCCGGGUUGAAAACACUGCAACUGACACUUUCCUCCAAAACAAGUGCUAAAGCAGUGCAUAAAAUUUGCUGCAACUUACCUAAUCUAGAACGUCUAGAAUUAUCUUGCCUCGGCAAGUUGAAUCAUGGUGCUUUCCGAUACCUAAACAAGUUGAAAAGGUUAAAAGUUUUACUAAUUAACGACCAUAAUAACAACACUUAUUGGACGCAUUGUCCUGUAGUUCCUACCUUACGAAGAAUUAUAUUCGAUAGAUGCACUGGGUUGACAACGAAAACAUUACAACCCAUAGCUAGGUUAUUUCCUGGGCUUGCCAGCAUAUAUCUAGAUUAUUGUAUUGUAACGGGUAAUAAUGAGGACGAUACAGCUUUCUCCGGUGGGAAGCUUCUGUACGAGAACAGCGAAGAAGCUAAACGAAAGUGCAACGAACAGUUGAAGUCGAUGCUGCCAGAUUGUAUAGUUUCGUUGAAAAACACGACGCUGCAAUGGAGAUACUGUGAAUAA